ACUUUUUUAUGCGCGCAGCGCUCUUGUUUUCUUUUGCCCUCUCCCGUAUGCGAGCCGCCCUCUCCCAAAAAGAAUGGGCGAGUAGGAGAGGGAGGGGGGGCCAGCCAGUCAGGUGACCCGGAUCGAGCGCUCCGGUUGGAGGAACGCCGCGCCUAACACACUUUUUUUCCGUCGGCUAAAAAUUUCUCGGGGAAGGAAGGCCCGCAGACGAGACGCCGGCACUCCCGCGAGCUGGGAUAGGAAAACAUUUUUCCGUGCCGCCGCUGCCGCCAUCUUGGAGCGGCGCCCGUUGGCGAGGUCGUCGUCGCCGUCGCCGCAUCUGCUGCACGACGCGGGAGCUUUGUUUUCGGACGUCGCCGGGCCGCUCCCGCCUUCCAACACGCGCCUGCUGCUGCUGACCCGCCGAGGAGAAAAACGUCCAGUACCAGGGGAACCGGAGGAUGGCCGAGCAUUGUGCCAACAACGACCCAAUGUCCGGCGGUGCAGGCGCUGCGGCUGGCGACAGUCCCGGCCUGUGCGUGAGCCAGAAGAUCCACUGGCCACACAACGUCACCUGCUACCUGGUCAAGUUCUACCGCCAGACGCCCUGCCUGUGGGACCACUCGCACCGCGACUACAGCGACAAGAUGGCCAAGGAGCGAGCUCUGCAGCAAUUCUCGAACGAGACCGGCUACCCCGUCGAAGCGGUACGAAAAAAACUCAUCAACCUACGCAACCAGUUCACAAACGAGUGGCAGAAGAUGGACCGCAGCAGCAACUCGGCAAAACCGUACCGCACCAAGUGGGCCUUCUACAAGUCUCUCACCUUCCUCAAGGACGUCGUACUGCCACGAAAGCCCAGAAACGCCUUGCACCACGAGGGCGUACACUUGAGGAUGCCUCCGAUGGGCGUGCAAGCUUUCGACACGCGCUCGAUGGACAUGAGCACGAGCUUCGGAUUCGCCCGGGAGCGGCGGCUCCACGAUGCCCAGCAGUUCCACCACGACGGACUGCGACUCGACAAUUCUCCGCAGAACCACCAGAACCACAGGGCGGUGCAAAGCAACAACGACGACUCGUCGCACCUCGACGGAGCCGCCGGGGCACCGGCGCUGCUGGACGGCUUGCAGCACCAGGAGGCUCACCGAGACGGCUCUUCGCACCAGACGCCGCCGCAGCAGCAGCCUCAGGACCAGGACGUGACAGUGAUCGGGGCGGGUGCCGACGUGGACGACCUGGAGCUGUCGCAGUCCAGCAACUCUCUGGUGCUCUCGCCCGAAGUAACGCUCGAGGAGCCGUCUUCGAGCGAGAGGAGGAUCCUUCCGGCGGAGGAUGACGGCUUCCAUCAAGAAAUACGGCAAACGUACACGUUUCCUGGGGAGCGCUACGGCGACAUCCAGAGGGGCGACCACGUGGACGCGUUCACGUGCUACAUCGGCACCGAGCUGCGACGCAUUCCGGACGAGGAGACCGUGGGCCAGCUGAAGCUGCAGAUCCUCAAGCUCAUCUUCAACGCGCAGGCGACCACCGCCGCCUACCAAGGCAGCGCGCAUGCGCAGCAGUGAUGGCGCGCUCCCGUCAACGACCAAAUACUGCCAACGACUGCGGCCGACGCGCGUAGCACGCAGUGCGGUCAAGUGUCGCGGGGCAACACUGCAGUAACAUGCAAUUCGGGCCGUUCAGUAUGAAAUUAGCUGUUCCCUGUCACACCGGACCGAACCGUGUUCGGCCGUAUUACGCGCACCUAUAGUGAGAGAAGGGAACAAGACUAUAGUGAUUGACGAACAAGACAGCAGUGAUUACUUAACGAACAAGACCUAAGCGCCUUCCGCGUGCUUUCGCGUCUCGUAUAGAACUGCGGCCCAGCGGCUGCGUCAAGCCCAAUGUGGCAGACUGCGAAUAAGUCGUUCGCGCUUGCAAGCGUUUUAUAAUUAUUCCUCUGCGGAAUACCGAUCGUCACGCCGUAUUUAUUAUAUUGCGCGCUAUAGGCGUGGCUCCCUUUAACCCGUGACAAGAUGCAACGAUUUACAGGAGACAAGUACUUCCCCGGAGAAGAGCUUCGUUUUACAAGUGUAGCAUACAACCUCGCUGACACAAUAUGCACCAUUAUUAUCAACGGCGCGGUGCGUCGACGAUGCGCCUAUUUAGCGCGAUAUGCAUCAGUCUCCUUGCAAGUACGAGACGGUGUACAGACUUAUUACAACACCAUCAAAGUAUAUGGUCACUUAACUUUCAACGAAAAAUGCUGCUUCGGCACUUCCGUAAGCACUGCGGUCGUGUCAUCGUAUCUAUGCACAAGCAGGAAUGCCGCGUGACGGCAAACGGUGUAUACAACGUGUUAUCGCUGAGCGAAAAUUUAUUUAAACUGUUGGCUUUUGCGUAAGUUCUUUGCCCAACUUUUGCCGUCAAACAGACUCAGAAAGAGACAGGCAGUGCAUAUGCGUGCACGUACACUGCUUUGUUUUUCCCCCUAUGCCGCCUUAAAAAAAAAUGGCGUAGAGGCACAGCUGGGCUUAGUUCAGUCGGACCAGGUUCAAGGCGCAAAGCUUUUGCCGUACAUUCGAGUUCACGGAGAGACUAUGCAUAGCUAAUGACACCGUAAGCCGCUGCGGAUUUGAUUUUAGUGUCAAAGUAAAAGCGGAUGUGCGCAGAAUGUACGCCUGUAUUCACUCUGCAUCUGGAAGACAAGAAGCAUUACAGAUAGUUGAGCUAGUUAGUCAUCCAUUACUUAUAUUUACAGCAGUGCACUCGUUAAUUAGUAAAGCAACAAAUGAGAAGCCUACACUGGUAUAAAGAGAGAGCUGCCGGCGUACUGAUGAGCGCUCUUAUGCAAUUUAUCUGCGUACGCCCGUGUCUUACAGAUGCGUGAGGUGUCACGUGUAGACGGUAUAUAUCUAUAUACACUAUAUGAAAUACAUGCAAGGUCACAAGACGAACGUCACAUAUUUCCAUGUAUUACUGUCGAAUCACUCGCGACGAGGCUCCAGUCACGUAAGCGAGCAGCCAAACGAAGACGGCUCUUCCGGUGCCCACGCUCCAACGAAUGUGUGUGUGUGAAUGUGUACACGCGUCGCGUGAACUGUCGUCGGUUUAUGAAUAAACGUACGCACGGAUGUGAUGA
Messenger RNA from Rhipicephalus sanguineus (brown dog tick), 3100 nucleotides. RefSeq lists its product as uncharacterized. NCBI's taxonomy places the organism in Eukaryota, Metazoa, Arthropoda, Arachnida, Ixodida, Ixodidae. The transcript has 5 exons. Gene Ontology annotation, biological process: regulation of transcription by RNA polymerase II. The coding region runs from base 441 to 1544 and encodes 367 amino acids. Gene Ontology annotation, cellular component: nucleus; transcription regulator complex. The record is from RefSeq and is a predicted model, not a curated record.